Amphiprion ocellaris (clown anemonefish) is the source of this 4907-nucleotide messenger RNA. RefSeq names its product galectin-related protein-like. Lineage: Eukaryota; Metazoa; Chordata; Actinopteri; Pomacentridae. The record is from RefSeq and is a predicted model, not a curated record. The coding region runs from base 200 to 748 and encodes 182 amino acids. The transcript has 5 exons. Gene Ontology annotation, molecular function: carbohydrate binding.
AAAGCAUACGUCAGCAGAUAUCCACCCACUGGAGGGGUGUCCUCCUCGGUGACCGUGAGGCCCGGAGCAGCCAGCCAGACGUGGAUCCAGGAUCAGGACGCAGGAACAGGAAUCUCCUCCUGAGUCGGUGCCACGCCGCUGACUCUCCGCUCCCCGGUGGCUGCUCCGGUAAUCAGCAUCUUAUGCUCUUCUGCUCAAGAUGGCGGUGCAGGCAGCGGAAAGCGACGGAAUACUGGUGCUGAAGAAUGUGGAGGAGGACCACCUGAACGACUCGCUGGGGAACCCCGGCCUCAUCUCACCUGACAAGGAGGAUUUAUCUCGACUCCUGACGGUGCCAUUCAGCGGCCGCAUCCGGGGCGGCAUGAGGCCAGGGAAGAAGAUCAUAGUGAUGGGCAUUGUGGACCUGGAGCCAGACAGCUUUGACGUCAGCCUGACCUGUGGCCGCGACUCAGAGAAGGAGGAUCCUCAGCUUGACGUGGCCCUGAAGCUCACCGCCCGCUUCACCGACCGCCAGUUCCUCCGCAACGCCCGAGUCUCUGGGAAGUGGACGGAGGAGGAGGCGUCCACCGCCUACUUUCCCUUCAUCCCCGAUCAGCCUUUUAGGAUUGAGAUCCACUGCGAGCACCAGAGGUUCCGGAUAUUCGUGGACGGACACCAGCUCUUUGACUUUUAUCACAAAGUAAAAUCUUUGCAGUCUAUCGACACGGUACGGAUACAAGGAGACCUACAGAUCACCAAGCUUGGCUAACUUCCCGCUCUGCACGUCGUUUGUGAAGCGAGGACUUGAUCACAGAUGACCGUACACACACCUGUAACGUCAUCAUCCAUUACCCAUCAUGCAACGCUGGGAUAAAAGGCUCCAGCAGCGACAAGUUAGAGUUUUUCUGCUUCGUUUCUUUCUCUUCUUUCUGUUUGACCAGGAUCUGAUGUGAUGAAGCUCUGUGGGUGAAUGUGUUUGCUCCGUUUUUCAGGGAUCUUUCCUCGUAGCCAGAGUUUUGUCGGAUCAGGGAUUAUUUAUAGCACAUAAAUUUUUUUCGGAUGAAUCCUUUAGGGAAGCAGGUGAGGAGACCUUGGAAAAAUAACUCUAGAAACCAGUUACUCAGGUAAAAAUAUCACUGAGACACUAAUGUUCAAGCUUAUUGGCAGAAAAAUUUGAAUUACUAGCGAGCAAUUUAAUCCUUUAGCUAAACUGAAGACUGUUCAAAUUGGUCUAGCAACUUUAAACGUGUAAAAAUCUUCUGACAUCUUUUGGAUAAACUGGAAAAUGCACGCUGAUAUUUCACCAGAGCACAGUGACAAAUGCUCUGCUGAAUCUGACUAUUCAACCUGAGCCGUCAGUAAUUCCCACACGGGCUGAAACAAUUCUCAUAUCAGAGAAAUCUGGUUUAAAUCAGAAAACUGUUGCAGGUUUUCACACAUUUCAGCUGGAUGUGUAAUUAUUGUUGCAUUUAUCUUUUGGAGACUCUCAUCUUUUGAUCACAUCAGAGCAACACCCUGUUUUCUAAUCCGAGUCAGUCAGCGCUCCUCUGCCAUCCCUUGGGUAUGUUCCAGUUGUCAUGGUAACACGCUGCAGCCUCACCGACCUAAAUACCCAAAAAUGAGGAUUAUAUCAUGACAAGGAUGCAGCGUCCCAUAUUGAACAUGGCGUGUGAUGAUAGUUUUCACUCAUUUUAGUGAUCAUUGCAGAAAAAAAACACGUGCUGGAGUCCAGUUCUGACGUUUCCUCUGAUGGAUGAGGAGAUUAGAGGAAGUUUUUUUUAAAUAGGGUUUCAAAACCGGACUCACAGAACGCUUUGUUUUCCUGCAAACUUCACCAGAAUGUUCCACUAAAACAAUAUGCAAGCUCUCUAUACUCUCACAAAACAAUUCUUCAGUGCUUAUUUAGAAGGAAGAAACUCUCUCCGAAGUGUGCAAGUGUUGAUCUGAGCGCCAAAAACCUUCAGUCGCAUUCGACGGUCAGUCAGUCUGGAAGCAGGAGCAGAUCCUGGUGGUGUUUGAAUGUAUAGUGUUCAUGUCUCUAUAGUAGCAUAGCAGACAAUAGUGAUGCACAGAAUAAGUUUCUUAAAGUUUCUGGCUGGUGCUGUUCUAGUUCAUUAAACUGUACGUCUUCUAUGUUUCCUGUAUCAUUCCACAUCAGCAGACAAACACUAUAAAGCAGUUCCAGCCGUGUUUAAAACAGCCAGCAGGUUUUUAUUGACGUCUGUGUUGCAUCGCAUGGUUUUAUCUUCAGAACAAAUUCCACUCUUUGCAGGAUUCUUUUUGUUAUCUAAGGCAGAAAGCGAGUGCUAACAAACCCACUAAUAGUUGUGGUUAUCUUCAAUGCAAAACUCUCGAAUAUUACAAGUAUUACGUCUUAAGGUGCUCUGUUUACACUUCUUCUUCCAGUAUGGGAUGCUGUGUGAGGCGACUGCACAGAUUUCAGGUUUCUGUUCACUAGUAAAGAGUUUUUAAGUCCAAUAAAUCAUUUGCUGAUGCUUUUAGAAAUCAGUUGGGUUGCCAGGUUGUGAGAAAUCCCUCUUGUGUUUGGGAAUAGUGCAGUUAAAGGUUGUUAAAUGUCUAACAAUCCAACAGUUCUGCAGUUAGACAUGCUAAUAAAGUUUUCUGACAGUUUAUAAUAAUGAAUCAAGGCUGGAAUUGGACGUGUUUGUAGGCUGUUACUAAACAAUCUGGUCCAGAUGUUUUCCAGUAACUAAAAAGUCACCUAGCUGUUAAUUUUCUGCUCUAUUAUUUAUAAAACAUUAGCAAAUGAUUUAUUAAACACACUUCCUCGACUUACAGACCCUUUAUAAAUGGUCUCAUAUUGAAAAGUGGCUAAUUUCUGCUUUUUCUGACUAAAACUUGGAACUGGAUCACCUUUAAAGAGAAGUAUCCACAUUUUAAAGCUGCACAUAAUUAAGAUUUUGACAUUUUAAGCAUUCCAUCGUAACGAGCUAAUGAGGGUUCUCUCCCGUCAUCUCUAGGACUGACAUCUGUGCAGAGCAGUCGGUAAUUGAUGCACGCCGUCGCUCACGUUAAUGAAGGAAACCUCUUUGUUUAACAUCUCAUUACCUGCAUCCAUCUGAGCGGCUUCAUGCACUGAGUAUUUAUUAGUUCCUAGCAAUAACUCGACUGCUCGGGACUUUGUUUCCGCCUGGCUUGUCAGACGAGGUCUUCCUCCUUUUCCUCCCGGCAGGCGCUGGUUUAUUUCGGACAUAAACAGGAAAGCUUUUUUUUUUUUCUUGAAGCCAGCGUGAUGCAUCAUUUACUCCAGUAUUACAGCAGAACAAAUGUGUACAGAUAGCUGUGUUGAUGGGGUGUGUUGUUGGGUUUUUGUGUUCUUUCUAUUAACUGGUGACCAUUUGUAACUACAGUUUCCUGUUAUGACAUGUUGAUAUAAUCCGUGUGACUUGAGUGACGUAGAAACUAAAGAUGUGCGUUGAAGUGGGGUUUUUCUGGCAGCAGGAAUCAUGGGGGAGGGAGACAAACAGUUCAAGACUUCCUGAAUUAAAGGGCUCGAACCAGGAGGCGUUUUGUGCGAGUGUGUGUGUGCAGAUCGGUUUUGUUGGUUUGUUUGCGAACAGCUGGAAGGUACUCGAGCUUUGGUUGAGUUGCACUUUAAAAAACAGUGUUGCUGUCCACUUACAAGACUCACAACUGCUUAGUGUUACACUUAAAAAGACACUUUUUUGGUACAUGUGCGUGGAAUAUUGUGUUUCUUCCUGAAAUCUAGUGUUCAUGAUCUCCUGAUGAUCCCAUCUUUCCACCAACAAUCUUGGGAAUUCAUAAUUUAUCUCUCUGAAGUAUUAUUUUAAUUGUUCUACAACCCUUUAAAGAUAUAAGAAAAGCUGAAUGUCAUUCUCUUCCUGAUUGUAAUCCGAUGAUCUGGUAAUAUUCACCCAAGUUAUUUAGGAUCUGCUCUGUUUAGUUGUGAAAUGGACCCUCCCUACCUUAACACCUGUUUAUUUGACCCAGGUCUGUGUGUUACUGAGCAUCUGGACUUUGGAUGUACAUAUUUAUGAACGUGGCCUCGGUGGGCUUCGUUUUUUUACGGAUAACAAGCUGAGCUGGAAGCAUUUUGUUGUGCAUGUAAGCGAGUACCUGGCGAUUUGUAAAACAGACUGACUUAUUACUGGUGUGUUGCCAGUUUUUGUUUCAGUCAAGCAUGCUGUUUUUAUUUCUUACCACCUAUCCAACGCGUUUUCUUCCCGCCUAUUUACUUUUCUAGCCUAGCGUGUAUGAAAAUGAAAGUUUAGUGCUUCUCUUGAUAUUAAAUUACACUGCUGAUACAAACAUUUAGACGCCCAAAGCAAAUAUUUGGACUAAUUGAACUAUUUCCCCGUGAUUUUUAACAAGUAGAACAAUGAAACAGAACUGCUAAAAAGUGCUAAAUGGCUUCACCAUGACCAUUAAUGAAGUAGAAGUAGACUAAUGUGUCGUGUGGUUGUACAAUCAUGUUAUCAUUUCUAUUUAUUCCAGUGUAACCAGCAGGGUUGAAGCAUUUUUGCUGUUUCUAUGAAUUGAAAAGUGUUUUGCGAUAAGGAACGUUUCGUGUCUGGAUGGAAAAGCCCCGACUGCUUUUUCUUUCAACUGCGAAACAAGGUUAAACAUGACUUUGACGCCAGUUUUCAGGGAGUCUGAAGAUCACCGGUUGUUGCUUCAUGUGAUCUUCUGAAGGUCUUUCAUCUUCCCGAGCUGUUUGAUCAGCGGAGCAGCUUUUUUCUGGUCGUCACACAGGGAAAAAAUUUUUUAAAAAGACAGGAGCACUUCCCAAAAUAAUCAGAAAAUGACCCCAAAUUUAGUGUCUGUUGACAGUGUUCACAGAACCAGUGUUUAGAUGAAGACGGUACACUCUGACGUGUUUUUUCCUCCUUCUCCCUGCUUUUGUAAAAACAGCUACUUUGCAAACCAAUAAACUUCUCAUCUUGGAA